Molecule: messenger RNA, 1299 nt
Organism: Pseudonaja textilis
Lineage: Eukaryota; Metazoa; Chordata; Lepidosauria; Squamata; Elapidae
Gene: TNMD
Product: tenomodulin
Biological process (GO): negative regulation of endothelial cell proliferation; negative regulation of angiogenesis
Source: RefSeq, a predicted model, not a curated record
AAGAGAGAUUUGACACUCAAGGGGGAAGCAGCAUGGGGAAACAGCUCCCGGAGGGGCCCCAGGAAUUCUGCAAGGAUGGCACUUACUCCAACAAGAAAGGGCUCUACAAAAGAGUCCAGAUUUGGGCUGUUUUAACCUUCCUUCUGUUCCUCUCCCUCACCUUGACCAUUCUGGGUAUCUCCUAUUUUUGGAAACCUGCUCCUCAAAAGAUUUAUGAACUGGAGCACAUGUUUGUCAGCAACAUGGAAAAGCAGAAGAUAUUACUGAAGAUCGAUCCCUUCACCUGGACGGAGACCUUUCAUACCGGGAAGGGUCGUGAGGAAGUCCUUGAAAUACACGAUUUUAAGAAUGGAAUAACUGGUCUCUUUUUCAUGGGCGAUCCCAAAUGCUUUCUCCAAAAUCAGAUUAAAGGGAUACCAGAAGCAUCGCAGAUGGAGAUGGAGGCGCCGGAGGCAGAGGAAAUAGGCAUCACCUACUUUGAGCAAUCAGUGCUCUGGGUUCCAGGAGAGAAACCAAUUGAAAACAAAGAUUUUCUGAAGGAUUCCAAGAUGUUUGACCUCUGCAAAAACGUUACUGCCUAUUGGGUCCAUCCCACUCUGCUAAGAGACUUUGAAAAAGGAAAUGAGGACCCGAUUCCCACGGAUGAGCGAAACCAAGCAGAUGUUCAGCAGGGACGCUGGUCCUUAAGCGAGGAAGAAAGCCAAGGCUCCAAACGCCAAGCUCGGCAGCUAGACGAAGAAGAUUUACCAGUGAACGAUUACACCGAGCACGGUCUCGAGUUCCAUCCUCUUUGGGAUGAGAGAGGAUACUGCUGCGCCCGUUGCCGUCGAGCCCACCGCUACUGUCGCAGAAUAUGCGAGCCGCUACUUGGGUACUACCCGUACCCCUACUGCUAUCAGGGAGGGCGGGUGAUUUGCCGUACCAUCAUGCCUUGCAACUGGUGGAUAGCCCGGAUGCUAGGGCGGGUGUGAGCACGCUUCAUCCAAAAGUAAUAAAAUCAGCUUAGUACAGCACAAGGUCCAUUCUGACUGUUUCCCUGUAGACGUUUCUAGGCGUGUAAUUCUCUUAAAAGGCCAUUAAGCACGCUGUAUGCGUACAUUUCUGCAAGAGCCACUUGGGUGGCCCAGAUGCAAUUAUCUCCUGAUCCUUCUCUCUACUCUUUUCCCCCAAAAUUGUAUCCUUUACGCAAUCCAUUUUCUCCAGGUCGUAUUUUUUUUUCUAUGUUUUUGCCCCUCGGAUAUAUUAUUCGGCGUAAAGUUUUCUGCAAUGCAUUCAAGUGAAUGUUGUUGUUUUUUUAAA